Stylonychia lemnae is the source of this 564-nucleotide messenger RNA. The record is from the annotation of a GenBank genome assembly. Lineage: Eukaryota; Ciliophora; Spirotrichea; Sporadotrichida; Oxytrichidae.
AUGAUGAUGCUUUUUAGGAAAACCAAGAUAUAAGUCGAAAUUGAAGAAGGCUUUUUUGAUAAUUUUGAAUUGCCUUAAGAAUAGGAUCAAGAGCUACAAACUCGCUAAAAAAAGAUAGCUUCAAGGCAGGUUAGACAAGCAACAAAGAGUGAUAGAUCUGAAACUGAGGCUAAAUAGGAAUAACCAAUCUCAGCCAUGUUUGAUCCCAGAAAUAUAACAAGAUUGAUAACUACACCUAGAUUAAAAUAAGAGGAGAGAAUAUAGACUCCUGAUUAUAUGAAUCAACAGAAAUAGAACUUGCAAGAGAUAUCAAAGGAGUAGAUAAGCAUCUUGAAUGAGGUCUAUCAAUCUACUUAAAAUGUUAUUGGUGAAUACUUGAUUUCUGAUCCAGAUAAGGAGAGAUUGAGAUCCAACAUGAGAAAGAUUAAUUUAUAUGAAGACACAAACUGUAAAUAAGCUUAGGAAUUUAUGAUCAAGUGCUUGGAGGGAAAAAGCGACAAUAACUGUGAGAAGGAAUAGAUGUUUUAUCUUUACUGUAUGAAUGAUAACCGAAUGACUAAGUGA